Molecule: messenger RNA, 3738 nt
Organism: Venustampulla echinocandica
Lineage: Eukaryota; Fungi; Ascomycota; Leotiomycetes; Helotiales; Pleuroascaceae
Exons: 7
Coding region: 1-3738 (1245 amino acids)
Molecular function (GO): ATP-dependent chromatin remodeler activity; ATP binding
Source: RefSeq, a predicted model, not a curated record
AUGGACGACUUUGAUAACAUCAACGUGGGUAUAGCCUUCGAGGACCUGUCGGAGGAACAAGAAAUGGCACAUCAGGGCCAGGAUGAUAUACUAGUCAAUACGGGCAAUCUCUCAGCCAUUGACCAACGAGAGCUGGAUUCCAUUCCACAUCUUACCCAGUCAAUGGAAAACGGCACCAAUACUCGUCACUCCCCUCCAACUAUAUUUAUCAGCAACGCUGAUGACGCUGAUGAUGAUAUUAUUAUGAUCGAUCUUCAUGAUGCUUCCCAGCAGGCACAGCGUCGCUGGGCUGAGCAUAAAAAAUCAGGUUCCUCAAAGGUAAGCAAUAAACCGGAUAAAAUUAAACAAGAGCCAAAGGAAGAUCAAUCUAUUCCAGUUCUAUCAUCCACUGUGAAGAAGCCAGUCAAUUCUCACCAACUUCUGGCAGCACAGAGGACGAUGCUUGCUAGAAAUGCGGGCCUUGGCGACCAUGAUGUUGGUCUCGGAAGCUCAUCCAACCAACAAGUUUAUGCGGAGGGCAGCUCCAGAAAGAAGCAGAGCGAGGAAAUGGGAAUUACCGACGAACAUGCUUCCGUCGAUACUGCUAUGCGUUUUGACGACGAUGAUAACAGCUGGAUGAAUGCUGAUCCUGACGAAGACGAAGAGUAUCGAUAUCUCACCGAAAACCGCAACACCCUUGAGCGGAGACGAAAGAAUAAAGAAAUAUCUGCCAAUGAUCUAUGCCAGUUACUUGGAAUUGAGAAUAGACUACAAACUCUGGAUUCUCUGAAAGCUGCUUCGGAGGGGCCCAACAUAUCGGAGCAGCCUGUGGAAGAAGAAUCACUCUUCGUUGAAGACAAUGUGGGGGACCAAAUCGGGGAACACCAUAUGAGUGGUGAGCCAGCCACAAACACGCUUCAUCCCAGCAUGAAUGGAAUGGACGUAGAUGAUUUUGAAGGGUUUUCUCAGAUGCUGGGCGAAGCACUUGAUACUGGUUCUGAACAGCGUGGGGCAAAGAAAUCCAGCAAGCCACGUAAAAAGCCUGAAAAGAGAGCAAAGGAUGCUCGAGAGUUCCAUGCACGAGAAACUCUUCGGCGUGAGAAUGACCGCACGAAGGCGCGGCACAGGGAAGAAAGCAAAGCAGCUCUUGCAGGAAGUUCAAAGACAAAGGGCAAAGGCAGGGCCAAGAAGAAUGCCACUUCAAUAGCUUUGGAGCCGCUCCCUCCACAGGGAAAUCCCGACUUUCAGAGUGGCACAGAUAAUGCCGCCAAAUUGAUGCUUGAAAAUUUGAUGGCUAAUAACCCAAUCGAAGACCGCAUCAAUAACCCUAUUUUUGACGUUGGGCCCGAGCCCGAGAUCACGGAUGGAAAGAUGAAGAAGGCGACACAAUUCCAAAGAUUAUUCGCUAAUAUACCAAACGGAGGUUGCCAACGGACAGUCCGAAAUGAGAAGAAGAAGCUGCAGUUGGCGUCCCGGUCGUUUGGAUACGCGAAAGUUAGGGCAGUCGAUGGGAAAUGGUUGGUCAAGGGGAUGAAAUCUACUCUUUACCACCAUCAACUCUUAGGUGCGCAUUGGAUGCUCAGUCGCGAGGUUAGUGGGGAAUCACCGAACGGUGGCUUGCUGGCAGAUAGUAUGGGUCUGGGGAAAACAAUUCAGACUCUGGCAUGCAUGGUUGGUAACCCACCAUCCCCAGACGACUUGAAACGCAGGACUAAAGCCACAUUGAUCGUCGUACCUGCGGCAGUUAUAGCCCAAUGGGACGACGAAAUAAAAUUCCACGUCGAGGACAAGGUAUUCAGAAAGGUCUUCAGGUACAAGGCUUCCUCCAAUAUUACAGUGCCUAUUCUGCAGGACUGCGAUAUUGUUAUCACAUCUUACACCGAGGUGAUGAAAGAAUUUCCAUUUCCGGACUCAAAUGAUCGCGCAAAUAUCCAACGUAUGAGCUAUAAGGAGUGGAUAAGCCAGACCGAGCUGGAUACAGGCUUUUUACAUAAGAUCAAGUGGUACCGUGUUGUGCUGGACGAAGCCCACGCCAUUAAGAAUAAUUCUUCGAGAACCUCAUUGGCGUGCCAGAACCUCCGAUCAAUAUAUCGGUGGUGUCUUACUGGAACUCCUAUUCUCAACCGUGUUGAAGAGCUCUUUCCUUAUCUGCGCUUUCUCAAGGCGAAUUAUGCCAUGGAUUGGCAGACAUUCCAGAAAUAUUUCUGCGACUUCGAUACAAUUGAGUGUCAAAAUCGUCUAUCUGCCGUCCUUAGCUAUACGAUGAUGAGGCGAACCAUGGGAACCACUAUUAUGAAUCGCCCAAUCAUAACACUACCAGUACCCCACCCGAAGGUCGAAUAUAUUAAUUUCUCGCAGGAGGAAAAGAUUAUUUACAGAAUUACCGAAAAUAGAUUUCGCCAGACCCUCAAUAUGUUUAUUGCCAAGGGUGAUAUCCGUCGCAAGUAUGGUAUCUUCAUGGUGCAACUCCUCCGUCUGAGACAGUGUACAUCUCACCCGUUUAUGCUAGAGCGCACUAUCAAAGAGUCGUGGACUAGCGAUGAUGUCGCGGAACUAAAGGACAAACUCAGUCAGCUAAACUCGAGUCCAACUCACCGGCCAUUCUACGAACAGACCAGAGUGUGGGUCAAUGAGGCUGAGGCCAGUAGAGCAAAAUCUAGUGCAGGUGAAGGAAUUCCGGAAGGGCAAUUGUCUUUUGGAAGAGGCUCUUAUGGCACGAACUUCAACAUGGACAAGGCGCUCGAGAUGUUGAGCGAAAAAGAGUUAUACGCUAGCAUCAACUGCGGCAUCUGCCAAGAUGUGCCUCAAGAACCAAUGGGGACCAAUUGUGGUCACGUUUUCUGCCGAGACUGCCUGGAGAGCUAUAUGAAUAGCAAAGCUGUAGACCAGGAUGAUAUCGAAUGCCCUACUUGCAACACCGUUAUUAGCCAAACGUUUAACCCAGCUGGCCAUGGCAUCCAGGAAGACGACGAACAAGAUGCACCGGAACCCGGACCCAAGCCUCGACGUGGUCAGGGUAAGCAGCGUCGCCAAAAGAAGGUUCCGGAAAAUAGCAAAGGCCGCGAUGCUAUGGGAUUCGAGCCAUAUACCCCUUAUUCAACGUGGCUCACGCAUAGCGAUACAGAUUCCGGCUUCCCACUUGUGCCAUCAGCAAAGACUGCUGCCCUAAAGUCUAUUCUUUUAAAAGGGUUUACAGAAGCUCCUUUGGAUAAGGUCGUUAUCUACGUACAAUUCCGCACUCUGGCCCGAAUCGUCGGCCGUAUGUGUAAGCAAGAAGGCUGGAACUUCUUAUAUCUAAGUGGUGAUUGUACGCUGGAUCACCGGAGCAAGGCUUUGAAGAUGUUUCGUGAUGAUCCAGAGGUUCCAAUACUAAUUGCGGGUCUAAAGUGCGGCGGCUUGGGGCUCAACUUCCCCUGGGCUAAUCGGUGUAUCUCCCUCGAUCUAUGGUGGAACCAUGGCGUCGAGCAGCAAGCUUUCGGGCGCAUCUUCCGUAUCGGCCAAAAGAAAGAGACUUAUAUGACUCGAAUUAUUGUAAAGGACUCGGUGGAUAUGCGGCUGCUGACGAUGCAAGCUCACAAGCUCCGCGACGUCGAUCGAGCCAUUACUGAAACCGAUACCCAGCCAGGUCUUAGUUUGCAUCAACUGGCCAAUUUAUUUGGAUUCUUAAAGACAGAUGCUGAUGGCGAAAUCGUUGCUAUUGAGGCUGAUUACCAGGACGAUGACGAUCCACCUAGUCCUCCUGGAAGCUCAGGCGUUUAG